ACCCGUCCGGGAAAGUCGGCGAGGAGGAAGCCCCAGAGAAGGCACAGCUCCCGCCGCCUUGCUACCUGUCACCGCACGCCGCGGCGCAAAGGACAUGGCUGUCGGAUUCCGGCGCUGCCAGCUCGCCCUGAUCUUCUGGGUCGCCCUCGGAGGGGAGAGCAGGUUCUUGGAGGGGCGGCAGGAAGCCUUCGCGGACGGGCCGGUCUUGCUGUUCAACCAGGCGCUGAAAAGGCAACUCUCCGGCGAGCAGAUCUACCGUCGGGAGCUGCGAUGUCUUGACAUGCUAAGUAUAGAAGGCCAGUUCACCUUCACUGCAGACCAACCCAAGAUGCAUUGUGCAACAUUCUUCAUAGGAGAACCAGAGGAGUUCAUCAGUAUAGAUUUUGACUUUGUCAACAUUGACUGUCAAGCUGGAGAUUUCUUGAAGGUUUUUGAUGGCUGGAUACUGAAGGGUGAGAAGUUUCCUAGCUCUUCGGAUCACUCUCUCCCCACUUCUGAAAGGUAUAGAGAUUUAUGUGAAGCUGGAGCUAGCCCGACCACCAUCAGGUCAUCUCAGAAUGUUGCCAUGAUCUUCUUCAGGAUUCAGGAUGUAGGGAAUGGAUUCACCUUAACAAUAAAGAAGCAGCCUAAUCUUUUCCCUUGCAAUAUCAUCUCCCAGACUCCGAGUGGAAGGUUUACGAUGAUUGUUCCUCAUCAGCAUCGAAAUUGCAGUUUUUCCAUUAUCUACCCAACAUUGAUAAAAAUAUCUGAUCUUAGCCUGGGGCAUCUGAAGGAUUUUCAGUUGAAGAAAUCAGCUGCCGGUUGCAGGGGCACCGGAGACUUUAUGGAGUUGCUGGGAGGAAAUGGGUUAGACCCUUCUAAGAUGCUUCCAUUGGCUGAUCUUUGCCAUUCUUUCAGUGGCCCUGCUCAAAUGAAGAUUGGCUGUGACAACACCAUAUUGCGGUUAGUCUCAAGUGGAAAGCAUAUCAAUCAAGUAACCUUUGAAUAUUACCAGUUGGAUCAAUAUGAACAGGAAAACAACAGCCUCAACGAAUUUUGUCUUUCAAGCGUUUGAAAUAUUGGACAAGUCUCUCUUCGUGGAAUUAAUUCUGAGCAGCUAAAUUGAUGAAACACUUCUGCUGUCUGAGCACUUAUCUUUUCAUAUGAAAUCAUUAUUUCCAUGAACAUGAUUAGAACAGUAUUACUCAUAGCAUUUGCAAUACAUUGUCUUUUUCCUGUCUUUAGGAAUAUUGAAUAUAUCCAAGACACGCAAAUCUGUACAGAUUCCAAAAGCUGUCUUUAGGCAUACUUGCAUUCAUUGAAUCCAAAUGUGGUAUGUUGUUGCUGCAUCAGGGUGCCUGUUUUGAGGGGCCA
Molecule: messenger RNA, 1353 nt
Organism: Thamnophis sirtalis
Lineage: Eukaryota; Metazoa; Chordata; Lepidosauria; Squamata; Natricidae
Gene: CRHBP
Product: corticotropin releasing hormone binding protein
Biological process (GO): hormone-mediated signaling pathway; negative regulation of corticotropin-releasing hormone receptor activity; negative regulation of corticotropin secretion
Molecular function (GO): corticotropin-releasing hormone binding
Source: RefSeq, a predicted model, not a curated record